This is a messenger RNA of Talaromyces amestolkiae, 1059 nucleotides long. RefSeq lists its product as uncharacterized. Gene Ontology annotation, biological process: transmembrane transport. The transcript is spliced from 5 exons. The record is from RefSeq and is a predicted model, not a curated record. The coding region runs from base 1 to 1059 and encodes 352 amino acids. Lineage: Eukaryota; Fungi; Ascomycota; Eurotiomycetes; Eurotiales; Trichocomaceae.
AUGAGCCUCAAUCGACAGGAUUCGGCACAGGACGACAACCUGCGAAGGGAUGGCGAAAAGCUCCACGAGUCUUCACAUCUACCGACUUUAGCUAGCGAAUAUGCAACAAAGCCUGUCACAUCACCUUUUUUGCAGAGGACGAAAACCUAUCUUUCCGAACCUGUCGUUGCAGCUUUCAUUGCUGGCGGUGUCGCUGGUGCCGUCUCGAGAACAAUCGUUUCACCUCUCGAGAGGUUGAAAAUUCUACUCCAAAUUCAGAGCGUUGGUAGAGAAGAAUACAGACUGUCGAUAUGGAAGGCAUUGGUCAAGAUGCGAAAGGAAGAAGGAUGGAGAGGUUUCAUGCGCGGCAAUGGAACCAAUUGUAUUCGAAUCAUUCCAUACUCGGCAGUGCAAUUUGGGAGCUAUAAUUUCUACAAAAAGUUCAUAGAAGCAACGCCUGGAGCUGAUCUAAAUCCCAUACAACGACUGUAUUGCGGAGCCCUUGCUGGAAUCACCUCCGUCACAUGCACCUACCCUCUUGAUAUUGUUCGCACCAGACUUUCGAUACAGUCUGCCUCCUUCGCGGACUUGGGCCAACGAAAAGCCGGCGAAAAGCUGCCCGGCAUGUUCGAAACUAUGGUCAGUAUGUACAAAAAUGAAGGCGGCAUGCUUGCGCUUUACCGCGGUAUCGUCCCGACCGUCGCCGGUGUGGCUCCAUAUGUUGGAUUAAACUUCAUGGUGUACGAGUCCGUUCGUGUUUACCUCACGCCCGAAGGAGAAAAGAAUCCCAGCCCUGCGCGGAAACUCCUUGCCGGAGCUAUUUCUGGAGCAGUUGCUCAGACAUGCACAUAUCCUUUUGACGUCCUCCGUCGUAGAUUCCAAAUCAAUACCAUGACUGGCAUGGGCUACCAAUACAAAUCCAUCUGGGAUGCGAUCAGAGUAAUCGUAACUCAAGAGGGUAUCCAGGGUCUUUAUAAAGGCAUCGUUCCUAACUUAUUGAAAGUUGCGCCGAGCAUGGCCAGCAGUUGGCUCAGCUUUGAGAUCACACGCGAUCUACUUGUCGGCAUGAGGGAAGAGUAA